Pyricularia oryzae 70-15 is the source of this 3030-nucleotide messenger RNA. RefSeq lists its product as uncharacterized. Gene Ontology annotation, cellular component: extrinsic component of intraperoxisomal membrane. The record is from RefSeq and is a predicted model, not a curated record. Bases 449 to 2548 code for a protein of 699 amino acids. Gene Ontology annotation, biological process: peroxisome inheritance. NCBI's taxonomy places the organism in Eukaryota, Fungi, Ascomycota, Sordariomycetes, Magnaporthales, Pyriculariaceae. The transcript has 2 exons.
GACCAGGUUCAGCUGUGUGUCCCGCGCGGCUGCCCCAAUGUGAGGUUUUCAUCCAGAUUGCUUCUUUGUCUGUCGGCUCUCCGUGAUUUUACUUUUGAUUUUUACCCGUCACCGCUAGAGAAUCCUAUUGCGAGUGAAUGAAUGCCUUUACCUUUGCGGGGUUCAUGCGUUUGAACAACUAUCGCAUGGUCAGGAUUGACCAAUCUACUACCUCUGAUGGUUGGCAUUACAGACAGAUCUUGAGGAUCUGAUUCAGAGAGAAAUAUUAGCAUAUCAUCUGAAUAAUCAUUGACACGUUGGCUUUCGUCAAAGAAUCAGUCGUCUGAUGUCAGAUUAACCGCUGCCCAACACAAAGCGGUGUUCGCGGCUAUCUGCAGGGACAAAACCCCCUUCGGGGCAAGUUGGAAACCCGAGGAUCGCGAAAGAUUCGGCCAACAAAACCCUUGAAAUGGAGAGAGAAGCCACCGUUGACGAAGCACGACGCGACGACACCAUCGCCAAGAUGAACACCGCAAAACCUCCUGGUACGGUAACUACCGCUCCUCGACGGAUUGUUACGGCACCGGUUCAUUCCCAGGCCUGCCGGUCCGAUGCAGCGCCCUCAACACCACAGCCCGGAGGUAUCGAGACACUGUAUAGCCAUCCCUCGGUCAAAAUAAUAGCCUUUACAGCCGGACCCCGUGUUUUUGAUAGCCCGGGUCGGACGGUAUCGUCUCCAAUAGAAGUUGAACCGGGCUCUUUGUCUUGGUCUUCCCAAUUGGAGCGGACUAUUGCCGUUGGUCCAUUUAGAAUAUACCGUGCCCCUGGCUCAGUUGCUUUCCUCAACUGUGGCUCCGCGCUACAACCAAUCCUGCCAAAGAGCCAGUGUUGGUGUAUCGAUGAGUGCUCGAGUAAAUUCGUGCUUCAGAUUAGACGUCCGCAAUACUGGCGCAUCGAGAUCGCCGUCGACGUCGAAAAGGCCCAGGCUCUUCGAGAUGUCUUUGAUAAAAUUUUGCAGUUUGAGAAAACACCCUGCCCGUUUCAACGAGCUUUCACGGUUGAACUGCCAGAACGACCGCAACAGGCAGUCAAGAAGCGCCCAUGGACGCCUGUUCAGCGGAAGCCAUCAUUACAGUUUCCACCCACUCCAGUUACGCCCGAGGCCGAACCACCGAUUGCAUUGAUGGGGAAGAGGAGCAGUGACUUUUACAAGCAGACAAGCGGCUCGCCAGCUGAAAAUGCGACAACGCCGACUUUGCCCACGAUUCAGAAGAUACGGAGGAGGAAGAAUAAUGCAUCCGCUCAGACGGCAGGCGCGGAGGAAACUCCCACGCCGACUCUGACGCCCGCUCUGACGCCGAUCCUGUCACCGACUGUACAGGAAAAUAUGGAGGCGGAGUCUCUGUUGGAAGGCCCAUCAAAAACCAACAUUGAGCCCAAAGAGGAGGUAGCCGACGAGACGCUCGCCGCGGAGGCCACAGCGGCGAUUACCCGACCGCAUCUAGGCUUUCAGGCCAGCCGAUCUGUUACAGCUCCACCACAGCUAUCGCUACUGACGCCUUCAUCAAAGCCUCGCACUGAAACAUGUGAGCUGGCAGAAUCACAGGCAGAAGAUCAAGAAGAGCAGAACCCGGAACCGAACUCGCCAACGGACUCUUCGGCUUCUUUUCACAGUCUCCAGAGUUGGCAUUCUUCCAAGGGCCCGCUCCCUCCUUCGCCACCACUUUCGAAUCCUAACUCACCAAGAACUUUCCCGUAUCCCCAUGAAAACAUACCGUUACCGCAUCCUGUUUCCUCAAGAGUGGAGCUGGAAGAUAAGGAACCCCCAAUGACCGCAUUGAGGCAGACCUUUAUUGAAGGCGACUUCAGCCCUCUGAGAGCUCCCCAGGAUGAUGCUAGCGUGGAUGAGUCGAGCCCCAAAGACCAGUCUGUUUCCGUCUCUAGCGAUUGUGCAUCCGAUACUUCGGUUUCGCAUGCAUCCUCUUGUGAGGAUACCUCUCAAAGACCACACACACCGGCAACCGCUGCCAGUACCUCCACGGACCUGAGCCGCAGACCCCGCAUUAGACACCGCCCUACGACCAGCAACAUUUCUGUCAGCCAAGCACUCUCUCCCCUCCCGUCGGCCGCCAACCUUUUCUCUCCUCAUAGCAAAUUCAGAGCCCUUGGCCGCCCUACGACGAGGCUCCAAGCGGUCAGCCGAAUCCCUGGGGCCAUCAUACACAAGACAUGCGAGAUACUCCUUUCACCUCCUAGCCACUUGAUCAACCUCAUGCUCAAUGUGGCAGCGCGAAUCACAAGUGGCGAGUGGCGAGGGUUUGUGUUUGGUGUCGGCGAGUCUGGUGAACAGAUUCCCGUGCAGUGGGACUACUCAGACAGUAGCGAUACGGCCAGCACUACCGGCCGUUGCUGGGAGGUCAACAAUGAUGACGGCUCAGAGGGCGAUGCUGCGCAGCCGUGGCAGGAGAGUCGCAUCUCAGUCGCAGAUGCCGCCAAGGCGAGGAUAGAGACCGCUCUCGCUAGCAAGGUACCCGCUGCCGAUGAUUGUCAGAACUGGGAAGUCGAUUAGGGGCGAUUUUUCGGAAUGGCCGACAAUUUACGCGAAAUGCCUUGAGUACGCCACUGGGGCGGAGUCCCCAAUAGAGACUGGGACAAGAGAAACAAAGCUCGUGGCAGUAUUAUGUCUCAUUUUCUUUUAAUGUGAGAUACGCUGCCACCUUGUGAGUUGACAGUUGGCGUAUCUCGGAGGCUUAAAUCUUGUCCGUGCUUCAUUGAAUGUGAUCUGGAGUCACUUGAUGUACUAUAUAUGUUGUAUGACCAAAUUUGUUGUUUGUAUUUGCACACGCUGGAUCGGAUGGGGCAUUUGGGGGACUUGGUCGUUUUGGUUGCAUUCGGUUCAUCUCAGGUCUUGGUUCUUUUUCGGUGUCUUUCACGGCCUAUACUGCGAAAUUUUGCCCAGCCGAUUUCUCACUUAUAUCUCUUCAUCAGUGCACAUGAAACUGAUCCCUGGCUUUGGUCCCGGGGUGUAAUACAAACUAUUUGAUCUGCACA